AUGGAUUCUGAUGCAGAUUCAUCUAAUACCCAGGCCACUCAAAUUUUCAAUAUCCGCAAGUGCGCCUCUCAUAUAGAUCUGUAUCAUCAGAUUUUGACUGGACUUCGGGCUGAUAUUAAACAAUUGCCAUCUCUUCUACUGUGGAAUGACCGAGGGUUGGAACUAUUUAGCAGAAUAUUGAAUAGCGACGAAUACUAUCCUCGCUCGCGGGAGAGACAAUUGCUGCAGACCCAUAUUCACGAUAUCACGCGCUCAAUUUCAUCUGGCGAACGAUUAAUAGAGCUUGGUGCGGGUAAUUUGCACAAGACUGCCUCGGUACUGCGCAGCUUUGAACAGACUAGAAAGCAUGUUGACUAUUUUGCGCUCGAUGUAAGCCAUGCUGCAUUACAAAGCAGCAUUACUGAGCUUAAGGCGCAGCUCCCAUUUGCUUCAUAUGUCACUAUUAGCGGACUCAUAGGCUCAUAUGAUGACUGUAUAUCAUGGCUCAAGCAGAGUGGCGCGACUGUGAAAACUACAUUCCUGUGGCUGGGCAACAGCAUUGCAAAUUUCGAGCCGGAGGAAGCAUCUAGAUUACUAGCAGACUUUCUCCAUGUGGAGACUGCCCCGUCACACUCCCCCAAGAUGAUCAUCGCUGUGGACGGUUGCCAAAGCGUGGACCAGAUUCUCAACGCUUAUGACAUGCCAAACAAACUAUCUCGCGAGUUUGUGUUCAAUGGACUGUCGCAUGCUAAUGAGAUCCUGGGAUCCGAAGUGUUAAAUCCGCAACACUGGACAUUUGUGGGGAAGUGGAAUCCAUUAAAAUCCAUGCAUGAAAGCUUCUACGUUGCCAAACGGGAAAUGACAUUGGACAUUGGCGAUAAUCGAUUUCAUGUCGGUGCUGGGGAGAAAGUCCGGGCAAUUACCAGUGGGAAAUGGCCCAAGGCAAAGGUCGCUAGCAUUUGCCAAGCGGCAGGCAUCAAGGUCCUUAAGGACUGGUCUGAUGAGGAGGGCUCAUAUGGGCUCUAUCUUCUUCGUCAAGAUAACUUUCCAACGCUGUUAUAG
Molecule: messenger RNA, 1041 nt
Organism: Aspergillus tanneri
Lineage: Eukaryota; Fungi; Ascomycota; Eurotiomycetes; Eurotiales; Aspergillaceae
Product: class I SAM-dependent methyltransferase
Exons: 3
Coding region: 1-1041 (346 amino acids)
Molecular function (GO): methyltransferase activity
Source: RefSeq, a predicted model, not a curated record